GAUUGGGCGGCCUAUACUUUUAUUAAAUACAAAUACAAUUUUAUUAAAUGCAAAUAAUUAUCUCAGCCAUUUCUAGGCUAGAAUUCUGCCGCCCAUCCUCUCCACGGAGGGCGAAGGCUACAAAAACCGGCGACCAGAACAGCAGCGGGUUGAGGGAAGCUUGCGGGGGGCCGAGGAGGCUCACCCAGCGGGCUCUCUACCUACGUGGCUAAGAGCGACUAAGGACACCGAGAGCCAAGCAGAGGGGCCGGGCCAGCAGAGCUCCGCGUUCCCCCCCCCCCCCACCCCAAUCUCCGGGCAACCCCAAACAGCGGCCUCCGACCGGCGCGGCCCUGCCCGUGAAUGCGCCCCCCGCACCGCCGCCCUCCUUACCCGCCUCCCGCCGAAACUCUCGUGGAAAGACGCCCCACCGCCUCGGCACCGGAAAGCAUUCCCUGUUUAGCCCCCUGCAGCCCCCGAAGAAUUUACCUGUUACCUCAGGAAGCCCCGGUGGAGCCACGCUGGUGCCUCCUCUCCACUUAACCUUUCCUCCACCCUCUCACCACCACCACCACCACCACUGCCGCCAUGCCAGUGACACACCUGGAAGGAAUCAGGCCCCCUAUCCACGAGCAGAUAUCGGAGCUGCAAAGCAAGAUCCAGCUUCUAGAAGGUGAUCGUAAAGCUUUCUAUGAGAAUUCCCAAUGGAACAUCAAGAAGAACAAGGAGUCCAUUUUGCGGUUGAGGCAGGAGAAUAAGAAAUUGCAUCAGAGAUUGGCAGACCUCCUAGCGGGAGAGGAAAAAGUAAUUAAGGCUGCAUUCCAAGAACAUCCAAAUGAACAAGGAGCUGUGAAAAAUAAAACUGGGGAGGGUGCUAUUCAGAUAAUCAAUCACCGGCUAUGCGAGAAAAUAAAUCAGUUAAACAAUUUGAAGCAUCAAGUGGAGAUGAGGAAGCUCAGGCUGGAGGAGCUGCAAACUCAAUACAGUACCAAGGCACAAGAAAUCAAUGAUAUGCAAGAAAUGGAAGAAGGGAAUAUCGAGGCAGCCAAGACUCUGCGAACACUGGAGAACCGUUUGGAAAAGGCCCGAUUCAAGACUGAGGAGGCUGUACGCAUCACCAACAUGUAUAAGAAGCUAAAAGCACAUAUGCAGGAGGAAAGCUUGCACUUUCAGAACAAGCUGGAUGCCCUGGAAGCGGAAAUUUUACGUCUGCGCCAUGAGCUCCAAGAACUGGAAAGCGUGAACACUGAAGCACAACAUGCUCGCAACGUUGCUAGGGAGCAGCUUUUGACUCAAGAAGAAACCAUCUACCGAGAAAGAAAGAUUCGAGAUAAGAAACUGAAAGACAUAAAGAAAAUGACAGAAGAAAAGAGAGCACAGAACGAGCGUGCAGAAAGAAGGCACUCCCAGAAGGAUCGUAUCUCAUUUGGAACUGAAGAUCUGCUUAGAGAACCUCAGUUUAAGAAAUCAAACAUCUUGAAAACCAAACAGGCUGUGCUCACGGCCUCUGAAAACUUUGACAAAGUCCGAGCAGCCACUGGGGUCACCGAGGCUAAUGAUGUUGUGGCCUGCUUUCUGGCCCAAGAAGAAACAUUCAAACAGUUGGAGGAAAUGAAGAAUGAGAAUGAACUGUCCUUGGAACAGCUUAAAGAAGAAAAGGAAGCACUAUUACAUGAAUUAGAGCAUACUAAGUACUCAGGAGAGGCCCGGAAAGUAGGAGCUCAGAAUCUGAUGAAGGAGUUACAUGACCACCUACAAAAGGAAGAAAAGAGGCGUGAUGCAACCCAGGCUGAACUGGACAAGGUGAACCGGGUUCUGUUGAAUGCCAAGGCUGGCAUUGAACAUUUGGCUUCCAAAGUUCAGCAUAUCAAACUGGAAGAUAGCCGCUUCGCUUCCAUGGAGUUGGAUGAGAAAGCGAGUGAAUAUGUUCUUGAUCUCAUGGCCCAAACAGAAGAGAAAUUGGUGUACUUGGUGGAAUUCUUGAAGGACCGAGACAAGGCAGAACUUCUAAAGAGAAUUGAAGAAGUGGAGUUUCAUUCUAAACUUGAGAGGAGAUUGCCUGCCUUCAAUACCAGAGUGAAACUUCCCAUUGCGCAGAAGCAGGAUAUGUAUUAUGAUGAGGAGGACAGUGGGGAGGAGGAUGCUGAUGUGGUGACAAGGGCAGCUCUGAAACGUCAAUCCCAGCAAAUCAUUGAGGCCAAGACCAAACGUCGCACUCGCUACAGAAAGAAGGACGGGAAACCCUGAUCGCAUUCUGUGCGGCCCUUAGAACCUCCUUGGCUAUUAAAAGUGCUUCCUAGUUACUGGU
Thamnophis elegans (Western terrestrial garter snake) is the source of this 2287-nucleotide messenger RNA. It is a transcript of the gene ODAD3, whose product is annotated as coiled-coil domain containing 151. Bases 568 to 2226 code for a protein of 552 amino acids. Gene Ontology annotation, cellular component: cilium. Gene Ontology annotation, biological process: outer dynein arm assembly; cilium movement. The record is from RefSeq and is a predicted model, not a curated record. Lineage: Eukaryota; Metazoa; Chordata; Lepidosauria; Squamata; Natricidae. The transcript is spliced from 14 exons.